GGGCAAAGCAAAGCCGAGAAACCAACCACAUUCUGCUCCGCCUGCCACCCACGAACACGAACAGCAACCGCAGCCUUCCAGCAGAUCGCACGCCCGCCCCGAGCUUGUGCUUCCCUCCCUCCGCCCCUCCCUCUCCUCACCUCCCAUACACAGCGUCCCCGAAAUCUAGCCAGCCACCGCGCGCCCACCGCCUCCCUCCCUCUCUCUCUGCCAAGAAAGAAAAGGCGCCACGUUGACAUUGCGGAUGCCGUAGCGGGCGCGCGCGUGCCAGCCAUGCGCUCGUGAUGGCCCGGCCGUUCCAGAAGAUCGGCCACGGCCUCGAAAGGUUCUCGUUCAGGCGCCGGAGGUCGGCGUCGUCGUCGUCGCCGCUCUCGCUGGCCUCAGACGGCACGGACGCCUCCUCGAUGGAGGCGCAGUCGCAGGCGCCGGCGCCGGGGCAGCCUUGCACCAGGCGGGCGCUGUCGAGGAGCUGCGGGUCCAAGGGGAGCCGGCUGUCCGUUGACCUUCCGCCGCCGCUGGCCGGUGGCCCUUCGGAUAAGGGGGCAGCCGGUAGCUCGUCCUCGCUCGCGGUGCCGCCCAAGCCGGUCCGGCACGAGGGCCCGCCCUCAGAUGCGGAGAUCGUGAGGGAGAAGUUCUCCAAGCUGCUGCUGGGGGAGGACAUGUCCGGCACCGGCAAAGGGGUGACCUCUGCUCUUGCCCUGUCCAACGCCAUCACUAAUCUUGCAGCUUCUGUGUUUGGUGAGCAGCGUCGUCUGCAGCCCAUGGCCGCCGACCAGAAAUCGCGGUGGACGAAGGAGAUCGACUGGCUUUUGUCCGUCUCCGAUCACAUUGUUGAAUUUGUUCCUUCGCGGCAGGUCGCCGAGAAUGGGACCUGCAUGGAGAUAAUGAUAACUCAGCAGCGUCAGGAUCUACAAAUGAACAUCCCUGCGUUGCGCAAGCUCGAUGCAAUGCUCCUUGAAUACCUUGACAGUUUCGAGGGUAAGCAGGAGUUUUGGUAUGUGAAGAAAGAUUCAGAUGAAUCGGGGAAGGGAAACAUGCCGAGGCAGGACGACAAAUGGUGGCUCCCAACUGUCAGGGUUCCUCCUAAUGGGCUCUCAGAUGCAUACAGGAAAUGGCUUCAGAACCAGAAGGAACUUGUUGCACAGGUGCUGAAGGCAGCAAUGGCUAUCAAUGCUAACAUUCUCAUGGAAAUGGAGGUUCCUGAAUCAUACACGGAGUCCCUACCAAAGAAUGGGAAGUCCACCCUUGGAGAUUCAAUGUACAAACUUAUAACCGACGAUUAUUUUGACCCUGAAGAACUUCUACGCUCUGUAGACUUGUCGGAUGAACACAACAUUGUUGAUCUGAAGAACCGAGUCGAAGCCUCAGUAGUCAUCUGGCAGAAGAAAAUGACCCACAAGGACAGCAAAUUGUCGUGGGGGCAUAACGUCAGUCACGAGAAGAGGGGAAUGUUUGAAGGGAGGGCAGAGAAUGUUCUUCUCCUUAUCAAGCACAGAUUUCCUGGCAUCGCCCAGUCGUCCCUAGACAUAAGCAAAAUCCAAUGCAACAAGGAUGUUGGCCUUGCCAUUUUGGAGAGUUACUCCAGGACUCUGGAGAGCUUAGCUUUCACAGUCAUGUCUCGAAUCGAAGAUGUUCUCAAUGCGGACUUGGCCACACAAGAUCCCAAGAACGCAGAAUCAAUGAUAAUCGCCAGUUUAACUUCAGACGACACCGACAAGGUUGUCUCGGAUGCUAAGGCUGAGGUAGAGAAGAUGAGGAGAAUGGAACCAGUAUCGCCGAUGCUAUGUGACUACGUGGGCCCACGGGACCAAGACCUCAGAACAUAUGGCAAGGAGGGUAACGGUCCAAAGCUGACAAAGAUGUCAUCAGUUGCAACCAAGAGGUUUUCAUACCUUGAGAAUUUGGGUGGAACAAGAAGCCCAAUAGCUAGACACUAGCUGCUAUAGGGGUAUGAGGAUAGAUGGAUCAUGCUGCCACAGAGCCUUCGGAAGAAACUUUGUACAUAGCACAGAUGUCCAAAGGACUAUGCAUCACAUUCCGGAUUAAGGGUGCCAAUGUGAGGUCUUGGCAUGUUUACAUGAAGUAAUUAUAAGAUCAUAAUCAUGAGAUGGCGCUCAGUGACGGGCCUGUGGGAUUUGUACUUGUAUUAUGGUUUCAAAAGAUAAGGAGGGGAAACGACUGUAUUUUUCUAGUAACGCCAUGUUCAAUUGAGCUUCUCUCUCUUGACAAUGCUAGGGGUACUCCUUAUGACUUCCUAUAUUGUUACAAAUUCUAG
Messenger RNA from Sorghum bicolor (sorghum), 2275 nucleotides. Its product is annotated as rop guanine nucleotide exchange factor 9. Gene Ontology annotation, molecular function: guanyl-nucleotide exchange factor activity. The transcript is spliced from 7 exons. Lineage: Eukaryota; Viridiplantae; Streptophyta; Magnoliopsida; Poales; Poaceae. The record is from RefSeq and is a predicted model, not a curated record. Bases 285 to 1937 code for a protein of 550 amino acids.